This is a messenger RNA of Aphis gossypii (cotton aphid), 1247 nucleotides long. RefSeq names its product zinc finger protein 830. Gene Ontology annotation, molecular function: zinc ion binding; nucleic acid binding. Gene Ontology annotation, biological process: mitotic DNA damage checkpoint signaling; mitotic DNA replication checkpoint signaling; nuclear DNA replication. Bases 287 to 1150 code for a protein of 287 amino acids. Gene Ontology annotation, cellular component: spliceosomal complex; nucleus. Lineage: Eukaryota; Metazoa; Arthropoda; Insecta; Hemiptera; Aphididae. The record is from RefSeq and is a predicted model, not a curated record. The transcript is spliced from 5 exons.
GAUACCGUAUAUUUCUUUUCUUUAUCACAUUCCAUUUUAAAUAAGCUUAUUAUUUUGUUUUUCUGUUGUUAAAACUUGAAUUUUAAUUUUUAACUGUAUAUUAUAUUGUAGGUAUAGACAUUAGACGUAUUAUGAUAAUUUAUUGUAAUAUAGACAAGUAUCAGUGUGCUACGUAAAUUUCGUGUAUGAGUUGCUUCAUGUACUUUAGGUUUUAAAUAAAUAACGAUAGUUUUGUUGUAUUGUCGUUAAUUUAUUCGCGAGUUUUUCAUAAAUUGUUGUGCAAAACAUGGCAUCGAUGAGUGCAGCGAAGAAGAAACAAGUGUCUCAGAAUGAAUUGCGUUUAUUAAUGCUCAAGCAAAAACUACAGACUCAAAGGGUGAAAAAGAAAAUCGAGUCACCAUUGGCAAAAUAUAGCAUUAGCGGUCAAUUGUCUUGUAUUGUGUGCAAAUUGAACAUAAAAGAUGAUUCUUUAUGGAGUGUUCAUAUUUCUUCCAAGGUUCACAAAGAAAACAUUUCCAAACGUAAACCAGAAUCAUCAAAAAUGACUGAAAGGUUAGCAGUGACUACAGAAAGCUUAAAACGUACUUUACCUAAACAAGAAAACUUUGUUCCACCAAAAAAAUUAAAAGGUAUUUUAAAAAAUUAUAAAGCUCCACCAGAAAGAGUUCCUAAUGAUUUCUUCGAAAGCCCAACGCCAACCUCAUCAACAACUACAAAUGUUAAUCAAGAAACUGAUGAAAAAAUGGAUGAACAAGCAGAAAAUAUUGAUAUAAAUCUUGAUAAAGGUGAACUUCCAAAAGGUUUUUUUGAUGAUCCAAUGUUAGAUGCUAAGAUUCGAAAUGAGGAAUAUGUCAGCUCAAUAGAUGAAGAAUUUAUAAAAUUUCAAAAAGAAAUUAAAGAAGAGAACAUGUUAUCUGAACAAAUAAUGGCAGAUAAUGAAGAUGAAACUACUUAUGGGCGACAAGUAGAAGAAAUUGACGAACAAAUCAAACACUGGUCAAAAGUUAUUGAACUAGAGAAGAAACGAGAAAAAAUUGCUUUAGCUACAGAAAAUAUGAGUAAUAUGGAAAUCAAAAAUGAACUAGACGAAGCUGAAGAAUCUGAUGGUUCAGAUAUGGAUGAGUUCAUUGAUUGGCGGUCAAAAAAAUGAAAAUAUUAAAUAUGAUAUUAUGAUUCAGAAAAAUGUUAAGUAUAUUAUUUUUUUUUUUAUGUAUAUACAAUUAUAAUAAAAACUUCUUAUAAUAUUA